UAAUGGGUGUUCAGGACCUAAUUGAUUCUGGACAUGAGGAAGGGGUCAGGAGGACAAAGGAAUAGUUCUUUUUCCAUCUAUAUAGCCUCCCUCCUUCAUCCAACGGAGGUCAAGCAGUGGCUUCUAACAGUUUUCACCCAAUCUGUGAAUAUAAUAAAAGCGUUGCAGGGAAAAGCUGGAGAGUGAUUUCUCUUUGCUCUACCUUAAGGCCAAAAUUGGGUUGGUUUACUCUGUUACUCCUAGGACUAAGGUGGGGGUUGUAGUUGAGAAACCUUUGUAAAUAUCCUGGCAGAGUAAGGGCCACUAACCCCAGGCAGAAGGGGUUGAGCUUACACUACAGCCAAGAGAUGGCAGACGCUCAUUGGAGGAAGAUCCUCAAACGGAACCUCCCUCUCUAUCAGCUGCCAGAGGCUCAGUCCCACACUCCUUCUUCUCCUCUCAUUCUAAACCACCUUUUUGGAUUUUGAAGUUGAGCACCAUGGGGACUCCAAAUGAUCAGGCAGUGUUGCAGGCCAUCUUCAACCCUGACACCCCAUUUGGAGAUGUUGCUGGGUUGGACCUGGGAGAGGAAGCAGAGGAGGAAGUAGAUGAAGACGGAAUUUUCCCUCGAGAACAGCUGGAGCAGUCCAAGGCCCUGGAGCUCCAGGGGGUGAUGGCAGCAGAGGCUGGGGACCUCAGCACAGCCCUGGAAAGGUUUGGCCAAGCCAUCUGCCUCCUGCCUGAGAGGGCCUCUGCCUACAACAACCGAGCCCAGGCCCGGCGACUACAGGGAGACGUGGCAGGCGCCUUGGAGGACCUGGAGCGCGCCGUGGCGCUGAGCGGCGGGCGGGGCCGCGCAGCCCGCCAGGGCUUCGUGCAGCGCGGGCUCCUGGCGCGGCUGCAGGGCCGGCACGACGACGCCCGCAGAGACUUCGAGCGUGCGGCGCGGCUGGGCAGCCCCUUCGCGAGGCGCCAGCUGGUGCUGCUCAACCCCUAUGCCGCGCUGUGCAAUCGCAUGCUGGCCGACAUGAUGAGGCAGCUGCGCGGCACCGGCAACCCGCUCUGAGCGCGAUGGCGGGCGCAGGCGGAGUGGGCGGUCCCAAACCAAUAAA
Messenger RNA from Trichechus manatus latirostris (Florida manatee), 1091 nucleotides. RefSeq names its product tetratricopeptide repeat domain 36 (gene TTC36). Gene Ontology annotation, biological process: cilium assembly. The transcript has 3 exons. The record is from RefSeq and is a predicted model, not a curated record. Gene Ontology annotation, molecular function: protein binding. Bases 479 to 1045 code for a protein of 188 amino acids. Lineage: Eukaryota; Metazoa; Chordata; Mammalia; Sirenia; Trichechidae.